Sinocyclocheilus rhinocerous is the source of this 1124-nucleotide messenger RNA. It is a transcript of the gene dmbx1b, whose product is annotated as diencephalon/mesencephalon homeobox 1b. The transcript is spliced from 5 exons. Gene Ontology annotation, biological process: regulation of transcription by RNA polymerase II. Gene Ontology annotation, molecular function: DNA-binding transcription factor activity, RNA polymerase II-specific; RNA polymerase II transcription regulatory region sequence-specific DNA binding. The record is from RefSeq and is a predicted model, not a curated record. Lineage: Eukaryota; Metazoa; Chordata; Actinopteri; Cypriniformes; Cyprinidae.
AUGCAGCACUACGGAGUGAAUGGUUACUCUCUGCACGCCAUGAACUCUCUGAGCGCCAUGUACAACCUUCAUCAACAGGCCGCCCAGCAUGCGCAGCACGCGCCAGACUACCGGCCCUCCGUACAUGCGCUCACGCUCGCGGAGAGACUGGCAGACAUCAUCUUGGAGGCGCGCUACGGCUCUCAGCACAGAAAGCAGCGCCGCAGCCGCACAGCCUUCACCGCGCAGCAGCUGGAGGCGCUGGAGAAAACUUUCCAGAAAACUCACUACCCUGAUGUGGUCAUGCGAGAACGUCUGGCCAUGUGCACCAACCUCCCCGAAGCUCGAGUACAGGUGUGGUUUAAAAACCGUCGUGCGAAGUUCCGCAAGAAGCAGCGCAGCCUGCAGAAAGAGCAGCUUCAGCGGCUGAAGGAUUCUGGGACGGAGGGAGCCCAGGAAGAGGGGAAAGAAGAAGCUCCACCUGUUGAGGCUCAAGGCCCGCCCUCCCCUUCAGAUGGGCGUGACCCCACAUGCCCCCCUCCCUGUGAGUUGAGUGAAGAGGUGAAUGUCACCUCACCGGAACAGUCAGGGGCGGAGUCAGGGGCUGAGGACAUGACUGACAGAGAGGAUGAGUCACUGUCCAUCAAAGAUGAAACAAAAGAGGCGGGGCCAACCCUGACGACAGACGACAGUUCACCUUCUUGCAAACCAAUCAGCCCUAAAUCAGAUGAGCCGCUGGGUUCUCCAGCUCUUCCCUCCUCCAUUGGCGUCGGCAGUGGAGUGACUCAGACCAAUUCCUACGCUUCAUCUCCUCUCAGUUUGUUCCGUCUGCAGGAACAGUUUCGGCAGCACAUGGCCGCCACCAACAAUCAAAAAUUCUACGCCAUCUUCAACCAUGAAAUUUGGUCAAAUUGACCCAGAAACAUCACAAUCGUAACAAAUUUUAUGCAAAUUCCACAGCCCUACUACCAGAGCCUGUCCCAGGCCCAGCAGAUGUGGAGCAGCCCUCUGCUGCAGGGCUCCGGUGCUCUACCGGCCCUCAACAGCAAAACCACAAGCAUCGAGAACCUGCGUCUGAGGGCCAAACAGCAUGCUGCAUCACUCGGCUUGGACACGCUUCCAAACUGACCACUGAUUUAUGCAAA